This is a messenger RNA of Closterium sp. Yama58-4, 513 nucleotides long. Lineage: Eukaryota; Viridiplantae; Streptophyta; Zygnematophyceae; Desmidiales; Closteriaceae. The record is from the annotation of a GenBank genome assembly.
AUGGAGGGGAAAGAUGAAUUCCCUACAGGUGAGUCUCCCAAAACAACAGGCGCAGCAGCAGCAGCAGCAGCAGCAGCAGCAGCAGCAGCAGCAGCAGCAGCAGCAGCAGCAGCAGCAGCAGCAGCAGCAGCAGCAGCAGCAGCAGCAGCAGCAGCAGCAGCAGCAGCAGCAGCAGCAGCAGCAGCAGCAGCAGCAGCAGCAGCAGCAGCAGCAGCAGCAGCAGCAGCAGCAGCAGCAGCAGCAGCAGCAGCAGCAGCAGCAGCAGCAGCAGCAGCAGCAGCAGCAGCAGAAGCAACAGCAGCAGGGGUGGUGUUGGUGGGACUGGCAGCAGCAGCAGAAGCAGCAGCAGCAGGGGUGGUGUUGGUGGGACUGGCAGCAGCAGCAGAAGCAGCAGCAGCAGGGGUGGUGGUGGUGGGACUGGCAGCGGCCCCAGCGCUUGAGGACAUGCGGAGGACAGAAGGGGGGAUGCGAGGAGGCCGCAUGGCGCUGAAGCUGACUCGAGAUCGAGAUUGA